AACAUUCCUUAUAACUUGUAAGACGAUAAGGAGCCAGGGCGACAGGUAGCCUAGCUGUUAAGUGUUGCUGGUUCGAGUCGACUAGGUGAAAAAUAUGCCCAUGUGCCCUUGAGCAAGGCUCGUGACCUUAAUCUGGAUAAAGAGCAUCUGAUAAAUUACUAAAAUGUAAAAAUGAGCCUGGACACAGACACACCCAUCAAUAGCACAGGGCGACUAGUGUUUACCUUUUUUUGACAAAAUCCAGAGGUCCUGCCACCAGGCGAUGGUGUGUUCACCAGUGAUACCAUUGAGGUUGAAAAACGAGUGAGACCAGUCACUGGUUACGGUUCUUUAUUCGUGUCACUGGAGACCACUGUCGGGCAACGGAAUGCAUUGCGCAUUUCCCGAGUGCUAGAGUGUGUAGGUAGGUGGUGGUGGCUGCAUGAGAGCAAGUGAACGAAGUGUCUCAUGCACAACAACGCCUCAGUAUCCCCGAAAUUAAGACUUAGCUGGAGAAACAUUGACCCCCAAAUCGAUUUGGAUAUGUCGGUCCGCACGCGGACAGGAUUUUACCGUCAGGAGGUAAACAAAACGGCAUGGGAGGUUCCAGAGCGAUACCGUGAGCUAAAGCAGGUGGGGACUGGCGCGUAUGGGACAGUAUGUUCCGCCCAGGACCACAGGACUGGGGUGAGGGUGGCCAUCAAGAAGCUCCACAGACCCUUCCAGUCAAAGCUCUUCGCCAAGAGGGCCUACAGAGAGCUCCGGCUCCUCAAGCACAUGAAGCACGAAAAUGUGAUUGGACUGCUGGAUGUGUUCACUUCUGAGAUCUCAUUGGACAGGUUUCAUGACUUUUACCUGGUAAUGCCAUUCAUGGGUACUGAUCUGGGGAAACUGAUGAAGAUGGAGAGAUUGUCACAGGAGAGGGUGCAAUUCCUUGUCUAUCAAAUGCUGAAAGGACUCAAGUAUAUCCACUCUGCAGGGAUCAUCCACAGGGAUCUCAAACCUGGAAAUUUAUCUGUCAACGAAGACUGUGAGCUGAAGAUCCUUGACUUCGGGCUGGCUCGGCAGACAGACACAGAGAUGACGGGGUACGUCGUCACUCGCUGGUACAGAGCCCCAGAAGUAAUCCUCAAUUGGAUGCACUAUACCCAGACUGUGGAUAUCUGGUCGGUGGGCUGCAUCAUGGCGGAGAUGUUGCUGGGGAAGCCGCUGUUCAAAGGAAAUGACCACCUGGACCAACUGAAAGAGAUCAUGAAGAUUACUGGUACACCCACUGCAGACUUUGUUACGAAGCUACAAAGCCAAGAUGCCAAAAACUACAUACGGAGCCUUCCCAAAGUACUAAAGAAAGAUUUGCACUUUCUUUUCUCCAAAGCUAGCUCAGAAGCGGUGUGUGUGCUGGAGCGCAUGCUGUUGCUGGACCCUGAGAGGCGGGUGAGUGCGUCGGAGGCGCUGGCCAUGCCCUUUUUCAGCGAGUUCAGAGAACCAGAGGAGGAGACUGAGGCCCAGCCCUACGAUCACUCCAUGGACAACACAGACCUGCUCCUGGAGCAGUGGAAACGUCACACAUUCACAGAGAUUCUGUCCUUCAGGCCUGCAGCAACAGAGACCAAGGACCCCAAAGAGACAUCACUCUGAGAGUACACACAUACCUCUCAAUACCUGUCAAUGAUGAUUAUAAGGCAUUGUUGUAUUGUUGUACAGAUGUAAUGCGAAUCCAAUGUACAGAAUGUAGUUUAUUGAUUGUAAAUGGAUUUUUUGACAAACAUUUUUGAAGAUAUUGUCAGUCUUGUGUAAUUGUGGAUCUGCUGUAACAGCCAACCAAUGAGCCCCUGGGAAAGAAAUUAUUACUUGCUUCCCCGUAAACCAUGAGAAUGACUGUAAGCUAAGACAUCAAAUGUUCAUCAAUAAAAGGCAACUCUAAAAUGAUCAGUUUUGUCACAUAACAAUGCCACAGAUGUCUCAAGUUUUGAGGGAGUGUGCAAUUGGCAUGCUGACUGCAGGAAUGUCCACCAGAGCUGUUGCUAGAGAUUUUAAUGUUAAUUUCUCUACCAUAAGCUGCCUCCAACGUCGUUUUAGAGAAUUUAGCAGUAUGUCCAACCGGCCUCACAAUCGCAGACCACAUGUAAGCACGCCAGUCCAGGACCUCCACAUCCGGAUCCUUCACCUGCCAGAUAGUCUGACACCAGUCACCUGGACAGCUGAUGAAACUGAGUAUUUCUGUCUGUAAUAAAGCUCUUUUGUGGUGAAAAACCCAUUCUGAUUGGCUUGGCCUGGCUCCCAGGUGGAUGGGCCUACACUCUCCCAAGCCCACCCAUGGCUGAGCUCCCUGCCCAAUCAUGUGAAAUCCAUAGAUUAGGGCCUAAUGGAUUUCAAUUGACUGAUUUCCUUAACUGUAACUCAGUUGUUGAAAUUGUUGCAUGUUGCAUGUUUGUUCAGUAUAAUGUGAAUUGACUGAAAUAUUUUUUAGACUGCAAUACACCUGCUCAAACACUGGAAUUACCCACGUACGUAGGCUAAGGUCCAGCAAGGACAAAGAUCACCUCUGUCUAUAAAUGGAGCAUCAACCUUGCUGAUUUUAGUUUGGGCCCCUCAAAAGCCAUGAAGAGAGCCAACGUCUUUAUUCUGCUUCUUGCUGGUGUGUUGGUCAACGGAAAAGGUAUGCUUUAUGUUACAUACCUCCGCUGGCAGAACAGCUAUGACCAGCCUUUGGAUUUUAAUUGCCCAUCAGGACAAUCCAUCUCUCGCAUAGUGAGUGAGCAUAACAACAAACAUGAAGACCGUAUCUGGGAAUUUGGGUGCAAAGCCACGUUUGACUCAGCAACUAACUGCUUCACAUCUUCCUACGUAAAUGACUUCGACAAACCUUUCAACUACCAAUGCCCAAG
Molecule: messenger RNA, 2867 nt
Organism: Oncorhynchus keta (chum salmon)
Lineage: Eukaryota; Metazoa; Chordata; Actinopteri; Salmoniformes; Salmonidae
Product: mitogen-activated protein kinase 12-like
Exons: 14
Coding region: 448-1617 (389 amino acids)
Biological process (GO): intracellular signal transduction; protein phosphorylation
Cellular component (GO): cytoplasm; nucleus
Molecular function (GO): MAP kinase activity; ATP binding
Source: RefSeq, a predicted model, not a curated record